Messenger RNA from Paracoccidioides lutzii Pb01, 714 nucleotides. RefSeq lists its product as hypothetical. The record is from RefSeq and is a predicted model, not a curated record. The transcript is spliced from 2 exons. The coding region runs from base 1 to 714 and encodes 237 amino acids.
AUGCAUAUCUCAGCCAUCGCCGUUGCUGUCUCGGCUCUUGCCGUGUCCGUCAGUGCCUCUGUUCCUGGCAAUUACGGUGAACAGCCACCCCCAUACCCAGCUCCCACCACCUCGGUUGCUCCAACCUACCCAGCUGAGCCAAGUUACCCAGCCGAGCCAUCUUACCCAACUGAGCCCGAGCCAACUUACCCAGCCGAGCCGUCUUACCCAACCGAGCCCGAGCCAACUUACCCAGCCGAGCCAUCUUACCCAACUGAACCUGAGCCAACUUACCCAACUGAGCCCGAGCCAUCUUACCCAACUGAGCCUGAGCCAUCUUACCCAACUGAGCCUGAGCCAUCCUCCUACCCAACUGCCGCCCCAAGCUACCCAGAGGAGACUAUCCCAAGCUACCCAACUGGCACUCCCUCAGACGUUCCUCAUUACCCAACCGGGACCCCAUCUGCGGAACCCUCGUACCCAGUUCACACCCCGUCGAGCUACCCAGUUGACCACCCCAAACCAACCUACAGUGCCACUCCCAUCCCUCCCGGAAGUGUUCCUCCCACCUAUCCUAUCGGCACCAAGCCACCAGUUGUCUAUCCCACUGGCACUGGUGUCUACCCAACUGGCACUCCCGUCCCCACUUAUCCCCCUGGUGACUCUGGCGCUUUCUCUGCUGGCGUUCCCGUCGGCCUAGGCCUCGCUGCUGCUCUCUUCGCUGCUUUCCUGUAA